AUGUAUUUGUUUAUUCACAGGUUCGAUAAUUAUGCAGGGAAUAUAGAAUGCGAUGGUGUUCGAGCUAGUUUAACGCUUUGGGAUACUGCUGGGCAAGAGGAUUAUGAACGGUUACGACCACUUUCAUAUCCUGGUACUGAUGUGUUUCUUCUAUGCUUCAGUGUUGAUAAACAAGCAUCAUAUGACAAUAUUAUCACCAAGUGGCACCCUGAAAUUAGACACCACUGUCCUCAAACUCCAUAUAUCCUUGUUGGAACCAAGACAGACUUACGAAACAGCAAAGAUCUUCCAGAGGGUAUACAUUUAGUGUCAAAAAAUAUGGGACGUAAAAUGGCUACAAAGAUUAAAGCAGAGAAAUAUGUUGAGUGUUCAGCAAAAACUAUGGAAGGAAUAAAUGAGGUUUUUCAAGAAGCAGUGCGGGCUGUUUUGAAUCCAAAGUCAAAUUUAGGGAUUCGUGUUCCCAGAAACUGUAGUCUUUUGUAAACCUGUAAAGUAAUCAGUUUGAGGAUGUAUUUGUAUGUGUGUGUUUAUAUAUAUAUAUAUAUAUAUAUAUACACAUAUAUAUG
Molecule: messenger RNA, 566 nt
Organism: Limulus polyphemus (Atlantic horseshoe crab)
Lineage: Eukaryota; Metazoa; Arthropoda; Merostomata; Xiphosura; Limulidae
Product: ras-related protein ced-10-like
Exons: 4
Coding region: 1-483 (160 amino acids)
Biological process (GO): small GTPase-mediated signal transduction
Molecular function (GO): GTPase activity; GTP binding
Source: RefSeq, a predicted model, not a curated record